This is a messenger RNA of Prorocentrum cordatum, 2386 nucleotides long. The record is from the annotation of a GenBank genome assembly. Lineage: Eukaryota; Dinophyceae; Prorocentrales; Prorocentraceae.
GCAAGAGCUCCGCCUGGCAGAUGUUUUGCCGCCGCCGCCGCUGUCGGAGGCCCUCCCCGGCUGUGGCGAUUGCGAGGCUGGGGCGUCGCUUGCGCCCAGGCCGCCGCCUGGCCGCGAGGGCGGAGGAAAUCCUCGCCCCAGCCAUGGUUGGGCGCAGGACUUCGAGCUGGCCACAAUCAACGGUUCGACCUGGGCCGCCAGCAAGGACGCCCUCGAGUGGCUGUCGGACAAGGGCCGGCGGCCCCACAUCGCGAUGAUCCAGGAGACCAGGUUUACCAACCGGGAUGCCGUGUCCUUUGCCUUCUCCUACGCCGCGCGGGGUGGUUGGCAGGGGGCCUUCAGCAAGGUGGCGUCAACGGGCCCUUCUGCGCAGGCGGUCUCGUCUGGCGUCGGCCUAUUGGUCGACAAGGCGUUCGGGAUGCAGCAACCGCCUGUGGAGCCGCCAGGUCCGUCACCCCGGGCUAUUGCCCGCCAGGUGAAUGUCUGCAACGGCCUCCCUCUGAUGGUGGUUUCCAUUUAUUUGGAGCACACAAUCGGCGUUGUCGACGGCAACCUUGAGAUACUCACGGACUUGUUGGAGUGGUUGCUGCAGCAGCCGCUGCCGACCCCCUACAUCAUGGUCCAGCGGCCUCUGCUCACCUUCCCGCUGAAGGCCGAGUGGGAUGAUGCUGAUGUUGAGCGCAGCCAGGUUCUCGCUCAACAGGUGCAUUGGGCUGUCUCUCUGGACAUCGGCGGCUCGACGGAGGCGGCUGCCAAGGAGUGGUUCGACAGAGCUGAGGCGGUGUUAUGCGUGCGCAAUGGCCGCGACAUCCCCGCUUCGGGCUCACGGAGCCGCGGCUCCAGGCGAGUCCGAGUGCCGGCGCUUGCGCAUCAUCAGCGCCAGCAGAAGUCGCGCCUCAGCCCUGCUACGCAGGCUUGGUGGUCGCUCGGCAAGCUGGGCAGGGCCCUCUGGGCGCAGAGCGGGUUGUACAGCACCCACAAGCGAGACCACUACAUUGCAGUAUUGUGUGGGAAGCUUGCCGAUGUCCGGCACGACAUUCACGGGCUUGGCCACGUGCUCCUUGAUGGCGGGCAGCUGGCGGUGCUCAUAGAGCAGCUUCGGCGGCAGACAUCGCAAGGCGAAUGGAUGCUCGCAGCUAUUGAGGCCAAGCGAGUGGCGCUCAUGAAGGAGGACGCGAAGGCCAGCAAGCGGCGUCGGCGUGACUUUGUCCAGGAGGCGCUGGCAGGCGGGGCCCGCGGCGCUCACGCUGUCAUCCGGGCAAGCCCUGGCGAAGUUGCCCCGGAGCUUGAUGACAGCGCCGUCUGCCCGCAAGCCUUGGUAGGCCAGGAGGCUCUGGAGUCGGUACUCAAAGGGUGGCCCCCGCUCUGGGCCUCUCAGGUCGCCGUGGUGAAGGUGCCAGCCCACUGCAGCGAGAAGCACGUUCGCGAAGGCCUCCUGACCUCGCGGCAGCUCGAUGGCAACAGGCGGGCGGACCUGCUCGCGAAGCGUGGGGCUGCACUUGGUGCGGGCUCUAUCUGCGACGUGGAGCUCCUGGAGGGCUAUUGCGACCAGAUCAAGGAGGUGGCACGCUGCUCAGCCCAGGUCUGCCAGUACCUGUCCGAGCACAGUUUGCGGGACACUCGCGGCCUCCAGCAGCUGAGCACGGUGGAGCUGGAGCCCAUCCCUUCGCUGCAGCUUGCCAUCCAGAGGGCUGCCGAGGAGGAGGCUGGCGCGGCGGCUGCCAGCGCGGCAGCUAGCAGCAGCCCGGCGGCGGCGGCGGUGCAGCCUCUGGCGCAGACUCUUUUUGGUCUUGCGGCGGCUGGUGCUGCCAGUCCGUGGAGGGUCAACGGCCACCAGCUGAUGGUGGCCCCCUUGGAGAAUAGCCCGGGCGAGGUGAUGGUUUGCACCAGUUGCUCCUUGUUUGCGCGUGCGCCUGGCAUGGCACGUGGCCUCAAGAAAGAUUGUCACCCUGAGACGGUUUUGAAAGGCUCGCGGCUGCAAGCCAGGAGCGACAUUAUGCAGGGCCGGCUCCCGUCAUCGGACAAGGGCUACGCGAAGGUGCCCAUCGGUUCGCUGGCUGCGCCUUCUGUGGAAGCGAGGGCACGCUGGGCUACGGCGCUUGGGCGCGGGCAGUCCAGCCUUGGCCGGGGUGGCGCCUCUGCGCCGCCUGAGCGCGCAGCUGCGGCCGCAGUUGGCCCCAGUCAGCCGCCAGUGCCGCAGCCGGGCGCUGUGGGCAUGAGGCCCGUUGGGGUCGCGGGCGCCGCGGCGGAGGCGGCCCCGGAACAGGUGGCCUUCGGCGCAGGGCCGCCCUGCAUUGCUGCCUUGCUGGCGGCGGCUGGCUUUGCCGAUCGGGCGGAGGCCGCGCAGCGCGGGCGUGCUGUCAUGGCGUGGCGUGCGGCCGCCCGG